AUGGUCUAGUGAGUUACAAAUUUCACAGUACUAUAUCAACCCGUGAAAAGCACAGCUGAUUGGAUUCGCAGGACCUCUAUAGCACCAUCAUCGUGCACCUCAAAGCCAAGGAUCUGGACAGUGCGGAGAAGAUCGCCCGGAAGCUCGUUGACGCCGCGACCGUCUAUCGCAAAGGUACAUAGGGGGGUGUGAGACCUCUACUAAUGUGCUUUCUACGGGACUGACCAAACUGACUUUGCUUUACUGACUCCAGACAAGGAACAGCUGUGAGUGGGAGCUUCGCAGAUCGACCUGCUCAACCUGGGUCCAGCAUCUACGCGGUUUCACUGAUGCCUUGCGAUCGUGCUCUAUGGACCUCGUCACAAUUGUUCACAGAGGAUGGUUGGUUCACCGGUACGUAUGCACGCUCCACUAGCUCUGUGGAGACUCAGCCUCUUGAGCUCUGCCAAAGCUAACCCCGCUGCUCCAUGCCCAUCUACAUCCUCCGGGCUCGCACACGUCGAUUGGCUCUGCGGCCCAUCCUCCCGUUCAUAUACUGCCCGAAUACACUUUAUAUUCCACAGCGAUCCCAAGGACCCUUUGAAAUUUGCUAUCGUUGAGCGAUUUGUCAACGAGGCAUCUCAAAAAUACCACCUCGAGGUCCGUGCCAUCGUCAAAUUUUUCCAACGGAUCUCGGUCUUCGACCACUUCGGCCCAUGUUUGUGACUGAGCUGCCGUUCUGACAACUCACUGAGAGUUAUGAUAUCACUGCACAGAACCCUUACUGGCUCACGUUCAACCCUUACGUGAUCCCUUUGUUGGAUGGCCCGAUGGAUCUGACGCGGUGGGAGGAGCUGCCCGUGCCCGAACCGAACCAAGAUUCGUUCGAGGCGGGGCAAAAGGCCCGUUAA
Microbotryum saponariae is the source of this 890-nucleotide messenger RNA. The record is from the annotation of a GenBank genome assembly. Lineage: Eukaryota; Fungi; Basidiomycota; Microbotryomycetes; Microbotryales; Microbotryaceae.